Messenger RNA from Tetranychus urticae (two-spotted spider mite), 1702 nucleotides. RefSeq names its product mitochondrial translation release factor 1 (gene mRF1). Gene Ontology annotation, molecular function: translation release factor activity. The record is from RefSeq and is a predicted model, not a curated record. Lineage: Eukaryota; Metazoa; Arthropoda; Arachnida; Trombidiformes; Tetranychidae. Gene Ontology annotation, biological process: translational termination.
AUGUGUUGUAAUUUUUUUAAAAAGCCUCAUGUAUUUAACCAGAUGGAGCUACAAACAAAUAACAUGAGUUUUCUUCAAUGUUUACAUCGUAAAAGUGAAUGAAUCAAAAAGGAUAGACUUGUAAAUUUUAAUUAAGCUUAAUUACUGCUUUUACCUAGUCUAUAUAAUUUAUUUAUUUAGUCCAAUAAAUCAUGAACUGAUUUAAAGUGUUGUGCCUUGAAAUCACUUGAAAACAAUCUUCAAAAUAACCGUGUUUUUACUUGUGAAAAAUUUUCCUUUCUCGUUUUCUAAUCAAUCUUAGUUUUUUCAUGGUUUCAACUUGAUUGUCAUUUAAUUAGUGUUAAACGUGUAAAAUUUUAGCAUAAACACGACAAUAGUGUUUGGCAAACCGAUGAGAACUGCGGAUGAAUCAAGAAUUGAAUUAAAACCAUUCUAUUCGAUUGCCCGUCAAACUAAAAGCUCAAGGUUUAGGUUUCAACCAACUUCAAUUUAGAAAAUUUGAAAUCUAAUCUCAGUUUUCACGAGACAAUUUAUUUGCCGAUCGCAAUGAUUUUUAAAAACUCCUUCAAAGUGAUCUUGCCAAUCUUCAAACGUUUCAAUGCAACUUCAUUGUUACGACGUUAUUCGAACAAGCCAAAUCUUCUUGAAAUACCUAUUCCUAAAGUACUGCUUUCAAAGGCAAAUCUAGAUCAAACUAAUAGAUUUGAUGCAUUGGUUGAUGAGCUGAAUCAACUUCAUGAAAUUAUGAACGAAGCUGAUUCAAAUUUGGAAAACUUGGUCAAUGAAGAUCUUCGUAAGCUAAGAGUCAAAUUUUUGGACCUUCAAAAUGACAUCAUUGAUACUUUAACCAAAGAUGAAUACAGCAAUGUUAAUGAAUGUUUCCUGGAAAUCAAAGCAGGAGUUGGUGGUCAAGAGGCCAUGUUAUUUGCCGCUGAAUUGUUACAAAUUUAUCUGAAGUACAUUAAAUGGCAUGGAUGGAUGAUUGCAAGUGUUGAAGAUGAUUUGAGUGAACUGGGGGGAUUGAAACACGCUGCAUUAAGCAUAAAAGGCUUUCAAGUAUUUACCUUUCUUCGUCAUGAAGCUGGUGUUCAUAGAAUACAAAGAGUUCCCUCAACAGAAAGGAGUGGACGAAUUCAUACCUCGACUGCAUCCGUUGGUAUUUUACCUCUUCGUAAUUUAGGUAAAAUUGACCUUAAAGAUGCUGAUUUGAAAUUUGAAGCAACAACCUCUUCUGGUCCUGGUGGGCAACAUGUCAAUAGAACAGAAACUUGUGCUCGCGUUGUACAUUUGCCAACAAACCUACAAGUCGUUUGUCAAGAAACAAGAUCUUAUUUGGAGAAUAAGGAAAGAGCAUUGCAACGUUUAAAAAGCUUGCUUGCGCGACGUGAAAAUGAGCUACAUUAUGCUAAUUAUCAAAAACUUAGACGAGAACAAUAUGGUGAUUCUGGAAGGAGUGAGAAAAUACGAACUUAUAAUAUUGUUCAAGAUAGAGUGACUGAUCAUAGGCUAAAUGAAAAUUUGUAUCAUAUUAAAGAUUUCAUGAAAGGCGAACCUGAAAGGUUACACAGGAUGAUUGUUAAAUUAGAGGAUAUAAGAAAACAAUCUAUUUUAAAGCGAGUACUUGUCGAUUGUAAAUAGUCGUAAAUGGUUAUGAAAACUUAUUAAAAAGAGCAACUAUCCAAAAGUAACAAUAUAAAACGAA